AUGACCAGUUAUUAUCGACCAUUUUCGUCAAGUGUCCUUGCGUUUUCUUCUGAAGGCGAAGAUCUGGACUUGAUAAGUGAUGGCAUCAGUUCUCAAAAGAAAGACCUUCUCCUUGAAGCUUUUGCACAACAAACCAAUGACAAUAUCCAGAAGAUUGUUGGAUUCCUCGACAACAAGUUGACCAAAAGAGGGAGAACCAUCAAUCUCUCUACCAGAUGGCGGAAGCUGAAUGCAAUUGAAAGGGGGAGAAAUUAUCGACGAAACAAUACGAUGAAGAACAGCUUGACAAUUGAAGAACUAUGGGAAGAAGCUCUGGCUGAAGCUAGCAUUCCUUUCAUGCAUCCAGAAAUGUUGUCAUCAUCUGAAGACCCCUUGUCAAAUUCUGAGGAAGAAACAGACGAAUCCAUAACAGCUUCUGAAGAGGAUUCAUCCGAGGAUGUGAUUUCGUCGUCUCCCAUAUUUGGCUUGCAUCUCGAUGAGGAAGGCAGAAUUGCAGAACUUGAUGACGUUUCAAGGCUAGAGGCAAAUUCUGAAUCAUCGCUGGAUAUUGACUCGAUUUUGAAUGACGCGAAAGAAGAAUACAUGAGCCAGCGAAAAGGUUUCGAGAGUCUUAACGCUGCUCUCGGAGCCAUAGCCCUUCUAAAUGCGUCGCGUAGUGAAUACUGGGACGUGCUGGAUACAACAUUCGAUUCUGGUGUGGAACAAUCUGAUGCCAAACUCGAAGAGAUCGCUACUGGUGAAUUGAGCACUAAAGAGCCGUUGGAGGACUUGAGUGCAAUAUGGGAGGAUGAUGACGAUGAUGUAUCAACAGAGAAAGAGGACGGGUCCACUGACGAGAUAACUGCACUGACUGAAGCGACGCUGUCCGAAUUAAUAGAUUCCAAAGAAAAAGAACCGUGGCGGACGGCAACGAUUAGUGAAUUAUUCGAAGAUAUGGAAGCAAAUCAGUACAUUCUCACCACAGAAGAGUCGAAUUUACUGCUAGCAUAUAUGGUAACAUCUGUUGACGAGUCGGUGGACGCGAUUCUCAAUAACUCCUUGCAGCUGUUUGACCAAAUGAAGACUCUUCAAAUUAGCGGACAAGCAGAAAGUGGUCCUGACAUCUACACAUAUCGAAUCCUUCUCCUCGCGCUAAGCAGACGUCUCAGUGCAUCGGGGGAGGCUCUCAAGCUUUCCAAAGGCUUCUUUGAAUCUGGGCUUGAGGUGACUCCUGAGGUGUAUCUGAACUGCAUGGAAGUCUGUUUCGAGAGGAACGAUCUCAUUUCUGCCCACGACAUACUCAGAUCUGCGCUCGAGCAAGACGAAACUUUCCGCCCACCUGUGGCCUCCUACAUUUGGAUGAUUGACAUGAUGAAGAACGAAAACCUUCAAGAACAAGCUCUUCGCCUUUUGAAUCAAGUGCACGAGAAACAUAGUCUGAGUAGUGAGGAAGAGGGAAAACUAUUUGUUUCGCUCUGCAACUGGCCGGUUCGAUCCAGAAGAGGAGACCUCGUUGAUACCACUCCUUUGAUGUUGAAUAUCUUGGACAUUUUGGAAAGAAGAUGCAAAGGAGAUGGGGAUAAGCCUCAGAAGAAGAUAUGGAGAAAAUUGAUCACACGGCUUUGGAAGCAGGCUAAAUCCGGUGCAUCCAAUUGGAAAGACCUCGACCGAGCCAUUGCUUCGUUUCUUGGAUUGUACCCAGAGUAUGUACCUGAUCCAUUGCUACUGAAGCAAGGAUUGGAUAUGGCUGAAGCGAUGUCCGAUGCGUUGGUAAUGGCUGAAAUGAUAUCGAGGCAAAGUGCGAACGCUGAAGACGCUCCGGUCGGACGAUUCGAAUCUUUUGACGGAGAAGGCAAUCCGAUCCCAGAAGUUGCAUCUGUUCCACAAGGUGUCUUUCGCAGAAGUCUCGAUGUGUGUAUUCGUUCGGGAAAUGCAGAAAGCGGUCGUCAAAUAUUGGAUGCAUUCAAAGCUAUAAAGGAUGACUAUCCAACGAAGCUUCAAUCAGAUGUCUUUGGUCUGGCUUGUUUGUGUUACACAAGAGCAGGACAAGCAAACGACGCAAAAGACACUCUCUUUGCUAUGAGCGAGAGUGAUAUGGAUGUGAGUGAAGAAAUAGUGGGGGCAGUUUUGUACAGUUUGGUGGUGAACGAUCGCAUAGAAGAAGCGAACGAACUUUUUGAGAAUAUGGAGCAGCUGGUUGGUAAGAGACAACUCACUCCGGGUACUGCUUCCUACGAUGCUAUGAUCCUAUCCCACAUUCGAUCGAAGUCUUGGGAUGGCGCACUUGAACUGUUUGAAACAAUGAAAGAAAAGAAUCUUCCACCCAGUUCUCAAACGAUACAGAGUAUAGUCUUGGCCUCCUAUCAAAAGGAUGGUAGAGGCAACGUUUUGUCCACUUUAGACGAGCUACUACAGGAGCAUGGAACUAGCACUAGCUUUGACGAGCGUACUUUCUUGUUGGCCUCGCGACUAUUGCUACCCAAGGCUCCCAAGACCGUUGACGGACUGCGAACCAUGCUUCGUGAAAUCAGUGACACUGAUCCAUCCUUACGCGAAGAGGCAUUGAACUUGACCCGCUCCUUGCGAACAGCUCAGGUGGAAGAGUACCGCAAGGCAUCCAAGGGACAGCCCAAGUCGCGAGUGCAACCUCAAGACGAUGGACAAACAUGGCAACGGUCAAUAGGCUUCUUGCUGGCUUUGGUGAGGGCAUCAUCUCAACAAUAA
Molecule: messenger RNA, 2703 nt
Organism: Cylindrotheca closterium
Lineage: Eukaryota; Bacillariophyta; Bacillariophyceae; Bacillariales; Bacillariaceae
Source: the annotation of a GenBank genome assembly